CUCGGCGCCGCUCUGUACGCGGGCGCAGCCCCGGCUCGCUGGUGCGGGCGGGGAGGCGCUGCCGCGGCAUGGCGGGCGAGGGCGACUCUGAGCCGGAGAAGUCCUUUAAACUCCUGGGAUUUCUCGAUGUUAAAAAUAUCCCAUGUGCACGAGACUCAGUGCUCUAUGGCUCCUUGGGGUCUUUAGUUAUGGGUCUUGGACAUUUUUUAGCAACUAGUAGAGUUAGAAGAUCUUGUGAUGUUGCAGUUGGUAGCUAUAUUUGCACAAUGUUAGGAUACUGGUUUUACUGCAGGUACAACUUGGCCCAGCAAAGAAUCCGGCAAAGAAUGCUUAAAGAAGGAAUGAAAAACAGAAUGUUAUUUGAAGGCAGUUAUCUUGAUCCAGAAAAGAAACAAACUGGCAGUGAAAGAAGUGAUUCAUAGGUUGCUCUGGAAGAGUUGUGCUUUAAUACAUCUUUGGGAAAAGGUGGUCCAAAAAAAAGUCAGUCUACACUGCAAGCCUGUGAGGUGUCUAAAACUGGUGAAUCAUGGUUUUCCUGGCAAAUGUGAGCAGGAAAUUCAUAGUGAAUCUGUUAAGUCGGUACAAGCCUUGCUUUGUUUAAUGUAUGUAUGUAUGUGACUGCACACAUUUGGAAUGACGUCCUGUUAAACAUCUGGGAGCUGGUGUGUUCUCUUCAGGGUCUCAGAGGAGUAACAACAGUGAUUUGGGACUGCUUUAACUUUCAUUAUUAACAGAGUGUGGUUUGUUUUAGCAGAGUUGUAAUUACAUCUCAUUUAAAUACAGGAAAAUAUUUCC
Molecule: messenger RNA, 795 nt
Organism: Taeniopygia guttata (zebra finch)
Lineage: Eukaryota; Metazoa; Chordata; Aves; Passeriformes; Estrildidae
Gene: COX20
Product: cytochrome c oxidase assembly factor COX20
Biological process (GO): mitochondrial respiratory chain complex IV assembly
Cellular component (GO): mitochondrial inner membrane; mitochondrion
Source: RefSeq, marked provisional